AUGAAGAGACAGCAAGUUACCCUCGACAUCGAUGUGGAUGGUCAAAUGCACACGUUCACGCCGUCAUGGGAAGUGUCGCUGUCCGCCCAAGCCAAGGAAUUCUGUGACGCGUUGAACGUUCGCGGUGGUGGCUGUGAUACCUUGCUCGCCCAAGAAGUGCACACCAAGCUCCUUUCAAAUGAUGCUAUAUCCACGUACCUGAUGUGCCGCGGACACAGCAGUGUUGAAGGACAUACCUCGAUGUUUCCAGUGUCGAGACACGUCUUAAGCUCAUUGGCGUCUGAUGCCACCACAAUCCGCCGCGCACUUCAAAUUGGCUUCAACGCCGGUCACUCAGCGAUGACCAUCUUGACUGCCAACCCCACACUCCACCUCAUUAGCUUUGACUUGGUUGAGCAUCCAUACACCCCUAAAGCCGCCGCCUUCCUUGACGCUGUCUUUCCCGGUCGUCACAAGCUCAUUCCGGGGGACUCCACAAAGACAGUGCCCGAAGCCCUUGAAGAUGCCGAUGCUGGCCCAUACGACUUUAUGUUUAUCGAUGGCGGCCACACUUACGACGUGGCUGCGGCGGACCUGCGCAACUGCAUGCGACUUUCACGCGCCGGGUCCCACACAAGCUUGGAAUGA
Messenger RNA from Aphanomyces astaci, 627 nucleotides. RefSeq lists its product as hypothetical. The transcript has 2 exons. Bases 1 to 627 code for a protein of 208 amino acids. NCBI's taxonomy places the organism in Eukaryota, Oomycota, Saprolegniomycetes, Saprolegniales, Verrucalvaceae. The record is from RefSeq and is a predicted model, not a curated record.